AAGUGGAGGUACCAAUCAGAUUGGUGGAAUUGCUACUGUCCCCUGUUAUCAGCAUCGUCAUUCCACUUCUCACUUCUUCAGUGAAUACUUCAGCUUGAUCGACCAAACGUCCACGUGCUCUCAGCUAUCACCACUCUGCAGCUAAUUCUAUCGACCCGAGCGUGUUCGUGAGUACACAGACACAAUGGCCCAAAAAGCGAAAAAGGAUCUCGCCAAGUCCAACGCGGCGGCACUUAGCAACUUGCACAUCGGUUCUCUUAUCGUCAACGCCAUGUUCCUCCUUUCUCACUUCCUCUUCCGUGCUCGUUCUAUCUGGCUUUACGUUCUCCUUUCUGCGCCUGCCCUCAUCUGCGAGUACAUUCUCGAGGCUUCCGGUCGACCGAAGUACGACCCAACUACGCGCGCUCUGCGUACCGCUGGUGAAGAUCUGUCCGCUCCUGGCUUGACCGAGUACAUGUUCGACGUAAUCUGGGUUACCUGGGCUGCAGUAAUCUUUGUCGUUAUCUUCGGAAAUAAAGCUUGGUUUCUGUGGCUUAUUCUUCCGGCAUAUGGCGUGUACCUCGGGAGUGGGCUAUUAGGCAUGGGAAAGCAGAAGAUGGCCGAGUUCCAAGGAGCGGGCGAUGGUUCUGGUGCUGGUGCUGGUGCAGCUCCCCAAGGAAAUCGCAGAGCACGUCGAGCUGCUUAGAUUUCCCAACUCUCAUUGAGGGCAUUAGAUCUCUCCUGGGAUUCUAAGUCUAUUGGCUAUCUAAAGCUUUUGUUUCGGACCUUCUCCAGUCCAGCGCUGAAGGGUAUCAUCGUCCACAUUGCGGACUAGGACAUGAAUAUGUUCUAAGGCGCGUACACUCUGAAGGGCGACCCAAUUCUUGAACCACAGCACUCUGCUCUCUCCGUUUGGACCCAGAGCAUCGAUAAAUGUGUUUUUGAUGAAUGACUGGACCAAAACCCUGCUCUCGGGUGUCAUAUCACCGGUCUCGGAGUCCGUAGGGACGGUUGUGCGCAACCACACAACAAUGUGUCUGAUAUCCGGUUCCAAUCCGUAAGGCCAGUCAUUGGUCAAGAUACGGUAAUCUGAAGGGUCCUCGAAAGGGACAGUAGAUUUUGGUGUGAAUGGCGGGUUUCCCCAUUCCUGAGGCAGGCGGUUUUCAAGAAGAUAGUUCGUCAUGGAGCCAUAUUCUGCUUUGGUCUCUGCAGUCCAAGCCAUGUAUCGACGAAGGUCAGAGGGUUUGCGCUUCAGGACAGAGAGGUUGUUCGUUCCUGUCCGAUGUCAAUGACUGGGCUCGAAACAGAGCAGAAAUGCCGACUAGAUUCUAAAUAGAGCUGCUUACUGAUAAUCUCCUUUAACUCCUCCCAAUCAUGUUUGUGAAACUCCUCAUCAGUCUGAGAGAGGACCCAUCUGUCGACAUCCGUUAGAGGGAAUGGCGCUUCUUCUGGGGGUUUCUCGCCCAUUUCGUAGUAGGUUGUUGAGGAUUUGGAGAGUCUGAAAGAUCUCGUCUGCCAGCUAAGUUGGGGAGGUGGUAUUGAUUUUCGGAUGCGUAUGUUUUUUACUUGUAAGGAAAUGCAGUUCUGAACUUACAGGCUCGAAUGGUCAUCGUGGUGCUCAUGCGGUGAGAAGUUGGCCCCAGUUGGCUUAUGUCAGCGACUACGAAGCAACGAGCCAUCGCCUUCACAUGAAUGAGGAAAUUAUUAUUGAACAAG
Fusarium verticillioides 7600 is the source of this 1695-nucleotide messenger RNA. RefSeq lists its product as hypothetical. Gene Ontology annotation, cellular component: intracellular membrane-bounded organelle. NCBI's taxonomy places the organism in Eukaryota, Fungi, Ascomycota, Sordariomycetes, Hypocreales, Nectriaceae. The record is from RefSeq and is a predicted model, not a curated record. Gene Ontology annotation, biological process: vacuolar protein processing. The transcript is spliced from 2 exons. The coding region runs from base 185 to 685 and encodes 166 amino acids.